AUGUGGCGGCCGGCACUUUGCCUACUCCUCUUUACAGGGGGAGUCUGGGGAUCAGAAAAGAAAUUGCCGGAAUGUCGAAUCGGUGAUGAUUGUGACAAGUGCUUUUUGAUAGAAGAUGGACAAGAAUGCUUGAAAGAGAUCACGCAAGAGUCACUCUUCUGUGAUCAAAAGACAAAUAAAACGGAUAUGCAAGAGAACGCAUUUCUCAUUUGUAAUCUCAUCAAGAAAAGAGUUGAGCGAAAAGUUUGCCCAAAAGGUGAAUUCUUCAUCGACGGACGGUGUCGAGCUCAAAAUGUUCGCUAUCGGCGACAAGGAAUCGCUGGCUCAGGACGAGUUGGAGAUUUUUGCUCAUUCAACACCGAUUGUUUGACGGGAAUGUUCUGCUCAACUGGUACAUGUACUUGUUUAAGCAAUUUUGUCGCUAUUCAAGGAUAUUGUUAUUUGAAGAAAAACCCUGGAGAGUCUGGUUGUCAAUAUGCUGAACAAUGUGCAGCUGUUUGGCCGGAAUCUAGAUGUGAGAAAUCCCGUUGCGAGUGUCCCGAGGAUGUGAACGGAAUCCCAUAUGUGCAAUCGAAAAGCCGUGAUGGAGUGGUAUGCAUUCUGCACUCUGGAGAAGACGCUGACCCAGUUCCCAAGUGUCCUCUUCCCGAAUACGAUGACGACUUGUUGACAAUGCCUGUCUCACAAUUGCGCAAUCCAUCAAUGACUGAUCCAGAUGAUGCUGAUAUUGCUAUGGGAGAUCAUGUAAAUCCACUACAAUUCUGCAGCAGUCAAUCAACUGAUUACACUACUUUCUCACCAAAUGGCGGAGGCGCUUGCGUCUAUACAACUGAUCAACAAGACCCAGCUGCUGGCGUUUUUAUCGCUGAUAUUUACGAUUGUGUGACAGCGGUGACAUCAAUGAACAAUGUGAAAACGGCAAUGGAAGGAGUUUACAACAUUCAUCCGUCAGCUGAUGGCAUUUGCUGUCCAAAUCGUGCUUUCACAUGCAUUCAACCGAAGAGAGAAGCGGAUAGUGGAUCUGCAGCGCCUGCUGGAGUUCGACCAAGAUGGUGGUACAAUGCGGUGACGGGCACUUGCGAACAGUUCAUGUGGGAUCCAUGGGAUGAGAGUGAGAUGCAAUCGCCAAACAACUUUAAGACUCGUGAACACUGCGAAAGCUUCUGCAGAGACACUUGUAAACGAGGGUCACCACAAUAUUUGACUGGUCAAACACAGAAUGAAGAUGAGCCAGUGAAUAAUUGUCAAAGUGCUUCCACAUGUACUUCGAACUUUGAGUGUAACAGUGUCGGAUCGAUGCAAUUGUGCUGUCCAACAGUGGCUUCUAUUUGCUCGAAUUCUGGCGGUCGUCCAGCGGAUCUCCUUCGAUCGACAAACUUUGACCCAGGAUUCACAAUGAAGAGAAGCUUCUCGCUUACCUAUGCCACAUCUAGCAGGUAUUACUAUGAUGCUGAACAAGGCCGUUGCAUUGCUUUCACCUACAAUGGAGCUCAUGGAAAUUACAAUAACUUCAAAUCAGCUGCAGAGUGUGAGCUUUUCUGCGCGAAACUUCAGUGCACAUAUGGAACCCCAUUAAAGAUCGGAGCUGCCAAUCAGCGCUGUUCAACAAAUGCCGAUUGCCCAUCCACGCAUGAAUGCCAAGCUGAUCACAAUGUGUGCUGUCCUAGGCCUCAGGCGAUCUGCUCACAGCCACUUCGACUUGGUGAUUGCAAGCAAUCAGUGCGUCGCUAUUGGUACAAUGCUGUCACCAGAGCUUGCGAGAUCUUUGAUUACACUGGAUGCCAAGGUAAUGACAACAACUUCGAGACUCUACUUGAGUGUCAAAACACUUGCGAGAAUAUCAUCCCUGAACCCCAAUGUCCUCAGGGUGAUGCCUACAAAGAUUAUCAGGGUAAUUACUAUACCUGCUCAAAUUCGGGAACCGGUAAUGUGUGCCCAGUGAAUUAUGAGUGCUAUUUUGAUGGUUAUGUGUGGGGUUGUUGCCCGACAAAGGCAUACACUUGUACUCUUUCUCCGCACAAGGGUGUCACUUGUGGAUCGGGGUCCAGCUACAGAUAUUACUACAAUGCGCAAACACAAGAAUGCGAGAGCUUCCAAUACAAUGGUUGUGACGGAAACUCGAAUAAUUUCGCGUCACGUGACGAUUGUGAAAGCUAUUGUGGAGUCGGAGGCUGUCCGAAUGGUGGCACACCGGAAAGGAACGAGUUUAGCCAGUUGAUGGUGUGCGCCGGAUCAAACCCAUGCCCAACCACUCACGAAUGUACCUCAGUCACCUCAGGAUCCUCUGUUGUCAAUCGAUGCUGCCCAACUAGAGCUCACAUUUGCUCACUUCCACCCCAGCAAGGAUCCUCGUGCUCCAGCUCGGCCGCCGCUCGCUACUACUUCAACAUUGUCACCAAGGAAUGCACUCAAUUCACGUACAACGGUUGCUCUGGAAACUUGAACAACUUUGCCACUCUUGAGCAAUGCAACAACUUCUGCUUGUCGGCUGCCUGCACACCGGGAGAUGUCGCCUAUGUGAACCCGAACACGAAUCUGCCGUAUGAGUGUAACGCAGCUCUCUCGAACUCGUGCCCAACCAACUUUGGAUGUACUUAUGAUCAAUUGAGUGGAAAUAGUGUUUGCUGUGGUGCCACGAAUAUGGACGUUUGCCCGGAUGGUGAGAAAGCGUAUGUGAAUGCGGCUGAUAUGUCCGUUCGCGAGUGUUUAAUCAAUGUUGAAGGAUCUUGUCCAUCAAACUAUUUGUGCCGUUUCAACGCGCUUAAGAAUCGUUACUACUGUUGUGCGUCCAUCUCAGGAGAGCUUUGCCCAUCUGGAAAGGCACUCUAUCGCGAGCCGGCCUCAAAGGCGCCGAUUCGUUGCACAAUCUCGUCGAACUCGAACCAGUGUCCCAAUAGCUACUCCUGUCAAUCGGAUGUGCCCGGAGCUUUCCAGGGAUACUGUUGCUCAGCUAAUGCUCUUUGCCCCAACAAGGCCGAGUUCUACCUAGAGGAGAAGACUCAAAUGCCAAGAUCAUGCACCAUGGGAUCAUUCAUUACUUGUCCUACUGGAUUUACUUGUCAAUCAAACUCGGCUGAUGCCAAGAAUGGACAUUGUUGCCGCGGCGAGGAAAAGAGUGUCUCCGACGGAUGUCCACCAAAUGAAUAUGUGUACAUGAAAGACAAUGAGAUCGCGCCAUGUGAUCCAUUCAACCCACCAAAUGCCCCAUGUCCAAAUGGAUACUCUUGUCAAUGGUCAUUAGCAAAUCAAAGAUAUCAAUGCUGCGGAGCGACUCCAAUCUCGACACCAAAAAGUGUGGCUGCCCUUGGUUGCCCUAACAAUCAGGUGGCAUUCAAAGAGUCGUCGAGCAACGUACCUCGCAUUUGCACUGCCGCUGCGUCAAACUGCCCAACCGGGUAUUUCUGUCAGUUCUCCGCCAUCAACAAUCAAUUCCAAUGCUGUGGAAUGAGCGGUGGAUGUCCAAAUGAUCAAGUCGCUUUUAUCGGAAUCAAUGGCGAGCCUCAGUCGUGUGUGAUCGGGCAAUCAACAUGUCCAUCUGGAUAUUCUUGUCAACGAUCGGUCACCGGCACACAACUUUGUUGCACCUCUUCUGAAAUCACCUGUUCGGAGACGCAAGUUUUGGUCGAAGGAGAGUGUCUCAACAAGGCCUCUUUAGGAGAAAUGUGCAAGAAUCAGGUGCAAUGCCCAAGUGGCUCGAUUUGUCACAACAACAAAUGUGGCUGUUCCCCGGGAAUGGAAGUCGAAAAAGGCAUCUGUGUGAAGAAAUGUGAGGAGUCGGAGGUGCGCGUGAACGGGGAUUGUCUGAGCCGAGCUUUGGUGGGAGAGGAGUGCAAAGUGGAUGCGCAAUGCCAGGGAGGAGCCGCCUGUGAUGACGCUAUCUGUGCCUGUCCUGAGGGUCAAGAACCGGUUGACGAUAUUUGCAUUGAGAAGCCAAAGUCUCGCCCGACCACAUUGAGCACUUGUCCAAUCCCCACCCAACGCCCCUACAUUGAUACCAGAACGAAGAAGGCUCGUUUCUGCAAUCCAGCUCGGAAUAACUGUCCCCGCGGAUACACGUGCCAAUUCUCGUCCACCGCUCAGCAGAACAUUUGCUGUGGUGGCGCCUCAUCUCCAGUCAACCCUUCCGUCAAGCCCACAACUCAGGAGCCAAAGGUUGAUCGUCCCGAGAGAACUCGCAACACUUUCUCGACAUUGUCAACUAAAGUUGAUGUCUGUGAUGUCGGUUCGGCUUAUCUUGUCAACGGAGCUCCGCAACAAUGCACAAACAAACCAUGUCCCAAAGAGUACAAAUGCACAUUCUCAAAGAAAACCAGAAACUACUACUGUUGUUCGACUUCAAGAAGCUCACCAGGUGGCUCGGGAUCAGGAUCCGGAAGCGGUGAGUCAUUCGGUUGUCCAGCUGGUUCUCCGGCUCUUCUCUUCCCAUCAACUGGAACUCCAGUUCAAUGUACCACACAGGGAGGAAACUCAUGUCCUUCUGGAUACGACUGUGUGCGUUCAACCACCACAAGACGAUUCCAGUGUUGCCAGAUCGUGAAGAGAGGCAAAGAUAAUUCAGCUGCAGGACCAUGCUCGGACGGGAAAGUGUUAGUUCAACGAAUCGUCGGCGAACAAAUCAUCAAACGUUGUGAGAAUAAAUGCCCACCGCAUCAGGUACCAAUCCGAGGUGUGUGCACAGAUUUGUAUCAAGCCGAUGAAGAAGAG
Mesorhabditis belari is the source of this 4704-nucleotide messenger RNA. The record is from the annotation of a GenBank genome assembly. Lineage: Eukaryota; Metazoa; Nematoda; Chromadorea; Rhabditida; Rhabditidae.